Molecule: messenger RNA, 780 nt
Organism: Stylonychia lemnae
Lineage: Eukaryota; Ciliophora; Spirotrichea; Sporadotrichida; Oxytrichidae
Source: the annotation of a GenBank genome assembly
AUGCUUGGGUAUGUUUUGGUAGGCAAUGACAUAGAAUCAGAGUUGUAUGUCCGUAUGAAGAAAAAGGCAUGUGAUAAGAUAGGAAUUGAAUAUAUCGGUCAUUCUCUUGAUAAAAGCGUGUCUCAAGAGCAACUGAGUCACUAUGUUCAGGAACUUUAGAAUAACUAGAGAAUCAAUGGGAUACUGGUGUAACUACCUCUUCCUGAUCACAUCAAUGAAAAUUAGAUCUUAGAUAUAAUCUCACCACUCAAAGAUGUUGAUGGAAUUUGCCCCUAUAAUAUCGGUCUUGCUUUGAAAAAAAGAGUUCCCUAUUACACCUCAUGUACACCACUUGGAGUUCUUAAGCUUAUCCAAUCUGUGUGUCCAGACCUUAAGGGAAAGAGAGUAACAGUUUGCGGGAGAAGUAAUAUUGUUGGAUUGCCUCUAUCUUUACUUUUAAAUAAAUAGGAUGCUACUGUUUCUAUUUGUCAUUCUUUAACCCCUAAUAUUCAGGAUUAUAUUAAAAAUGCUGACAUAGUUGUGACAGCAGUUGGAGAUCCCAAAUUUUUUAAAGGUGAGUGGUUUAAAGAAGGAGCUAUUGCAAUAGAUGUGGGCAUAAAUUAAAUAUAAGGAAAAAACAUGAAUGGAGAAAUAGUUAAAAGAAUAGUAGGAGAUAUUGAUUUUGACAAUGCAAUUGAAAGAUGCUCUUAUAUUACCCCAGUUCCAGGUGGUGUUGGACCAAUGACUAUAGCUAUGCUUAUGAAUAAUAUAGUAGAAAGUUGGGAAAGAAUGAACUUUUGA